GCCGCCUUUCCGGGAGCGGGGCCUGAGCGCAGGCGAGGCCGGGCGGGAUGGAGGUGAAGGCGGGCGGCUCGGAGCGGCGGUGCCGGCCGGGCUCCGGGCUCUGAGGCCGCCGCCCCCCAUCCCCUCCCCCCCUGCGGCCUUGCGGGAGGGACUCUGGAGAGAGCGGGCGCGGGUGAGGCCGUGGCCGGGGUGGGGGCCGAGGCCGAGGCCCGGGCACCAUGCUCCGGCAGCUGCUCCACCGGGGCCUCCGGAGCGGCUUCUACCGCCUGGGCUUGCUGAUCGGUAACCACCCGGUGCUGUUCGCCUCCGCGCCGGUGCUGCUCUCCAUCUUGCUGGGCGCGAGCUUCAGCCGUUACCGGCUGCAGGACGACAUGGAGUACCUGUUCGCGCCGAGACACAGCCUCGCCAAGAUCGAGCGGAGCCUCGUCAACAGCCUCUUCCCGGUCAACCAGAGCAAGCAGCGGCUCUACUCGCACCUGCAGAGCCCCGGGCCGUACGGCCGCCUCCUCGUCACCCGCCGCAACGGGCACCGCAGCGGCGGCCGGAGGCCCGGGCCCGGGCCCGGGCACGGAGCCGGCAACGGCAACCUGCUGGAGCCGCGACACAUCCAGCUCAUCCUGCAGUUGCAUUCAUCUGUGACACGGAUUCAGGUGCCAAUGUUGGGCUUCAACUAUUCGUUUGCACACAUGUGCAUACUAAAAGACAACAAGAUGUGUGCCCUGGAUGAUAUUGUGUAUGUGCUGGAGGAGCUGAGGGCUGCAUGGACUGUCAACGGCACGGGGAUUGUCAUCAACUACCCAAAUACCUACCUUAAAGAUGGCCAGGAGGUGUUUAUCGGGCACCAGCUUGGAGGUGUUACUCUGCAGAACAAGAACCGGGUGAAAUCUGCUCGCGCGAUACAGAUUACCUAUUACCUGCAAACACGCAACUCCUUGAAUGAUUUGGUGGCGGAAAAAUGGGAAUCGGCUUUCUGCAAAACCAUCGAGAAUUUCCAAAAAUCUCACAAGGAGCUGAAACUCUAUCCGUUUACAUCGUCUUCGCUGAAGGAAGAUUUUCAAAAGAGUAGCCAGGUUUCAGAGUGGUACCUGGUGACUAGCCUGCUGGUGGUUUGGCUACUGGCCAUGCUGUGCUGUUCCAUGCAAGACUGUGUUCGUAGCAAGCCGUGGCUUGGACUCCUUGGCUUAGUGACAAUGGCACUGGCCACCCUCACAUCAGCAGGGAUUAUCAACUUGAUGGGAGGGAAGUACAACUCUACCUUUCUGGGAAUUCCGUUCAUUAUAUUAGGACAUGGACUCUACGGCAUGUUUGAAAUGCUCUCAUCGUGGAGGGAGACCAUGGAGGAUCAGCAUGUGAAGGAGAGGAUUGCCAAUGUGUAUGCUGACACCAUGCUGCCCAUUACACUCACCACUGCCAUGUACAUGGUGACCUUUGGCAUUGGCGCCAGUCCCUUCACCAAUAUAGAAGCAGUGAAGGAGUUCUGUGUGAACACAUGCAUAUCCGUGCUUUUUAACUACCUCUACCUGAUGGCAUUCUAUGGCUCCAAUCUGGUCUUCACUGGUUACUUAGAAAAUAAUUACCAGCACAGUCUCUUUUGUAGAAAAGUGCCCAAACCAGAUGAUCUGCAAGCAAAACCAGCCUGGUAUCGGUUUAUCAUGAUGUCCAAGUUCAGUGAGGAGGCAGCCAGCUCAAACGACACAAGCCCCUAUGAAAGUCAGUUCCUGCUUUGGUUUCUGAAGCAGUAUUAUUGUGAUUGGAUUACAAACACUUACGUCAAGCCUUUUGUGGUUUUGUUUUAUCUGGUUUAUAUCUCCUUUGCCUUAAUGGGCUACCUGCAGAUCAGUGAAGGUCUGGACCUCAGCAAUGUGGUGGCCACUGAGUCUCGAACUGUCUCGUAUAGCACCGUCCAGCAGAGAUACUUCAGUAGCUAUAGCCCCGUCAUUGGCUUUUAUAUUUAUGAACCCAUUGAAUACUGGAAUGCCAGCGUCCAGGAGGAUUUGUUAGAAAUCACCGGGGGCUUUGUCAGAAUUUCUUGGUUCGAAACGUAUUUGAAUUACCUUAAAAAAUUGAAUGUUACCCCUCCAGUGUCUCGCAGCUACUUCCUAGAGACCCUGCGGAAUUCCUUCCUAAAGACGCCACAGUAUUCCCAAUUCUCCGAUGAUAUCAUACUGGUGAGGAAGGUCAACAACGAGCUGGAGGUGGUGGCCUCACGCAUGUAUCUCGUGGCCAAGACAGCAGAGAACACCAGGGAAGAGAUUUAUGAUCUGCUGGAGACACUGAGGAAACUGUCCCUGACCUACAAGGUGAAAUUUAUGAUUUUCAACCCGUCGUUUAUAUACAUGGACCGGUAUGCUUCAUCGGUGGGAGCUCCUCUGCAGAACUCGUGCAUCAGUGCUCUGUUUGUCCUCUUCUUCUCCGGCUUCUUGGUGGUGAACCCUCUGCUGAACGUCUGGCUCAGUCUGACCGUGGCCUCAGUGGAGUUUGGAGUCGCUGGCUUUAUGAGCCUGUGGGAUGUAGAACUGGACUGUAUCUCCGUCCUCUGCUUAAUUUACGGGAUAAACUACACCAUCGACAACUGUGCACCGUUCCUAUCGACGUUUGUCCUGGGUAAAGACCUGACAAGGACGAAGUGGGUUAAGAAUGCUUUGGAACUGCAUGGAGUGGCCAUUUUGCAGAGCAACUUUUGCUACAUGGUAAAAUUAAAUAUCAAUUUGAACCUUGCACAGGAAGAUCAUUGGAUUAUUGAAUGAUUCAGAAUGAAAGCUGUCCACUUGGCCUGUCAUGACUAUGCCAGCUCUUUGAAAGAGCUAUCUAAUUAAUCGCACUUCCCUGGCCUUUUCCUAAAGUCCCUUCAAAUGGUUACUGUUCAGACCUUUUUCCAACUCCUCUUUGUUGUUAAACCUGCUUCCACUACCUUUCAAGGCAGUACUUUCCUCAUCACUGUAACUUGCUGAGUUAAACAAUUUUUUUUCCACUCCCUUCCUGCUUUGUGUGCCCAUUGUCUUAAACCUGUGUCCUCCUGCCCUUCCUGCUAAUUAUUUACCCUGUUCAAUUUUAAGGUAAAGUAUGAAUGCCCAUUCAAAAAAAAAAGCAAAACAGGGGCUAAUACAAGGCUCGACAAUGGGUCUUUUAUUGAAGAACACCCUGCCCACUCCUCCCUCGUCCUCUUCUCCCCAAGUUUGGUCUGAACUGCCCAGUGAUCUAGUCUCAGGCUAUGGUCAGACCUGAAACCUGGCUCAGGUUCCUCUCUUCAGCUGGCAGAGACUGGAUGGACUGUAAAAUGAAUGGGACACUUUGCCGUUUUGCUGUCGGCCCUCAGGGCUCCUAGAAGAGCGAUUGGAGAGAGCCCUUGUCUGAUAAUUUACCAGCAGUGUGCAAGGUGAUUUCCCCCUUAGGUGAUGUCACUUCAAGGAGGCAGGCACUUUAACUUCCAACCUAUUCUCAAGCAAAUUCGAUUGUUCGCUAAAUGUAUCUUACCUCAUUCUCCUGCUCAUCGCUGCAAGCACACCUCAAGAAGCAAGGAAUGUCUGUCCUGGAUUUGAGACGGUAUACAGAUUGAGGAGAAAUCCCGAGACAGUAUUCAGUCUAGAUUCUCAGUUUUGCACAGGCCUCAUGCCGAUACUUCUCUUUUUAGUUGAGCUGACAUUUCAUUGGCAAGGAAUCCUCUCGUGGGUCAAUGCAAAUUGUAUUUGGCACCAAUCAUGAACAAAGCACAGCUGGUGAUUACUGAUCAAUGUUACACACUGGCCUCCUUAGCAACCUGCUGAAUAUUUUUACUAAAGAGUAAACGUGAAUGAUGUACUUCACAAUGCUGCUAGGAACGUACAGGGUGACUUUUAUAUCUCCAAGAACUGUCCAUGUAAAAAGGCAGAUGAUGCAGCUGCUAUCCCAUGAACACAACGAAGGCACGAAACACUACUGAAAAUGACUGUUUGUAAACUUGAGCCAGAACUACAGGGUAGGCUGUCCCAAAAGCAGCUACUUCAAGUUGCAUGUAGUAACCACUGGGUAAUUUAUUAGAUUUUCUUCCUGCUUGUUAGUAUAUUUAUGCAGAAAAUGAGAGUUGAUGUGAGGACCCUUAAUGCUUUUUGUAAAAGUACAAAGAUGUUCCACAAUUGUCUUUUGAUUUUACGAGGAUUUGAUUUCAUCACCGUGUAAACUAUAAAGGCUUCACAAUGACCAAUGCAGCAUGUUAGAAGAUAAGGAAAUGCUGCAAGUGAACAGCUCUUGAUGAGACCAUUUCUCCUUCAGUGAUGAAAUCUAAUUUCUUUUUAAGGAGAUAGCACUUUUUUGCCUAUGAUUGCAUUAUUUUGGCAACAUUCCCCAAAUAACCAUAUAGUCCUGGCAACUUCCACUUUUUGCUAAUCCGGGUGGCUGUCUGUUCCCUGAAGAGAAAGUGAGGACUGCAGAUGCUGGAGAUCAGAGCUGAAAAUGUGUUGCUGGAAAAGCGCAGCAGGUCAGGCAGCAUCCAAGGAACAGGAGA
Molecule: messenger RNA, 4480 nt
Organism: Hemiscyllium ocellatum (epaulette shark)
Lineage: Eukaryota; Metazoa; Chordata; Chondrichthyes; Orectolobiformes; Hemiscylliidae
Gene: ptchd1
Product: patched domain containing 1
Exons: 5
Coding region: 219-2747 (842 amino acids)
Biological process (GO): chemical synaptic transmission; cognition
Cellular component (GO): synapse; plasma membrane
Source: RefSeq, a predicted model, not a curated record